Messenger RNA from Eruca vesicaria subsp. sativa (arugula), 1543 nucleotides. The record is from the annotation of a GenBank genome assembly. NCBI's taxonomy places the organism in Eukaryota, Viridiplantae, Streptophyta, Magnoliopsida, Brassicales, Brassicaceae.
CUCACAGUCUUCUGGGUUUUUCCAUCAAUAUCCCUCUCUCCUUCAGCUUCUCGCAACAAUCCCUAGACAACCCAAUAAACCCCUAAUCUCUCCUUCUCUCAAAGUUGCAACCUUUCACUCCCAAUCUCUCUCUCUCUCUCUCUGAUGCUCUGUUCUUAGCUCCUCAGCAGAGUUACUGCAAAGUUAUCUUCUUUUAGGGAAUUGGAUUCAGUAAAGGUUGAGAUUCUCUGUUUGAUUCCGUAGUUAACUUGUAUCGUUGGAUUUUGAAUUGAAUUUUAUCACUUGACGUCCUGGGUUUAGCUGAUACUUGGAGGAUCUGAGUAUCUGAUUAGUUGCUAGUCUUGGGCACGCUUAAAGAUUCGAACUUUGAAUAAAAUCUCAGAUUUUGACAGUAGGGUUAAGGUAGAUUCUAUCGAAUUUCAGUUGGUUUUUGAUUGGGAAGAUGACUGUUGAGGAAGUUAGUGACGGUUCUGUGUGGAGUAGGGAAGAAGAUAUUGCGUUUGAGAGAGCUCUUGCUACCUAUACAGAUGAAUCAGAGGAGAAGUGGGAGAAGAUAGCUGGAGAUGUUCCGGGGAAGAGUGUUGAACAGAUUAAAGAACAUUACGAGGUUUUAGUUGAAGAUGUUAGAAGGAUUGAAUCAGGAUGUGUGCCACCUCCUGAUUAUGGUUCUCCUGAUGAGCAUGGUGGUGAUGAGGGAGGAAGCAGUAAGAAAGGAGGGAACAGUCAUGUGGGUGAGUCUAACCAGGGAAGUAAAUCAAAGUCGGAACAAGAACGACGAAAGGGUAUUGCUUGGACAGAGGAUGAACACAAGUUGUUUCUUCUUGGUUUGCAUAAGUACGGGAAAGGAGAUUGGCGUAGCAUUUCUCGUAACUUUGUGGUAACAAGAACACCAACCCAAGUCGCCAGCCACGCUCAGAAGUAUUUCAUCCGUCAAAACUCAAUGAACAAAGAGAGAAGACGAUCAAGCAUUCACGACAUCACCAGUGUUGGCGAUGCAGAUGUCUCAACGCCUCAAGGACCCAUCACUGGUCAGAACAACACCAACAACACAGGUUCCACUGCUGCUGUUGCUGGAGGAGGAAACAAAUCAGCCAAGCAAGCCACCUCUCAACCACCACCGGGACCUCCUAUGUAUGGAACACCCACCAUAGGUCAACCAGUAACUGGACCGUUGGUCUCAGCAGUUGGGACACCAGUGAACCUCCCAGCUCCACCUCACUUGGCUUUUGGAGUCCAUGCUGCUCCAGUCCCUGGUGCACCAGUGAGCAUGGGUCAGAUGCCGUACACUGUUCCGCGUACACCAACUGCUCAUAGGUAACGUCUGAAAGAGCUUUGUUGUAGUAGUGUGCUCUAAAGGUUUUAGGUGUAAGAAAGAUGUGUAAAGGUUUUUAGCGUUUAUUCAAGCUUUGCUCCUUGAGUGAGCUUUUCUUUUAUUACUUUAGUUUGUUGAAGAUGUCCGAAUAAUAGAGUAAAGAUCAAAUGAUUAGUUCCAGAAACUUUAUUGUGAACACAAUAAAAGCUUAUGUGCCAUGAUUUGAAACAA